Gambusia affinis (western mosquitofish) is the source of this 1935-nucleotide messenger RNA. Its product is annotated as potassium voltage-gated channel subfamily V member 2. Gene Ontology annotation, molecular function: delayed rectifier potassium channel activity. Bases 188 to 1798 code for a protein of 536 amino acids. NCBI's taxonomy places the organism in Eukaryota, Metazoa, Chordata, Actinopteri, Cyprinodontiformes, Poeciliidae. The record is from RefSeq and is a predicted model, not a curated record. The transcript has 4 exons. Gene Ontology annotation, cellular component: membrane; voltage-gated potassium channel complex. Gene Ontology annotation, biological process: protein homooligomerization; potassium ion transmembrane transport.
UCAUGCUCUCUGACUCAAAAGAUUGGUAUCUCUUUCGUCAGCUGUAUUUCACCCACAGGCAGGAUGAUUUUGAGGUGCAAUCUUUUGCUUGUGUGAUUGUCAUGGAAUUUUCUUGCUGUUUUUCAUCAACUUGAUCCUAACUUGGCACAAAACCUUCAGCUGGUUGUACUGCUAAGGAGCGGGCACAAUGGCAGCCAUAAAGCCCAAGCUGAAGGCGCUGAAAAAGCGUCGCUCUAGUCUUUUUGCCAGUGUGAAGCGGGAUCUGAGCUUUUCACAGAGCACAGAAGAAGAAGAAUAUAUAUUUCCCUUUUCACAGGACAGCUCAGUAAAACCAUGGACUUCGAUGGACAACCUCGACAGUCCGGAUGGGAAAAAAAUAAAGGCGGAAGAUUUGCCCAACCCCAGAAGAUCAAACAUGGUCAACCUAAAUAUAGGUGGAAAAAUAUUCCACAUCCCAAAGCACUUGGCACUCCGAUAUCCAAGGACCAGGAUCGGAACCCUUGCCCUGUGUGGUGAUCCAGUGAAGCGGCUCACUCUCUGUGAUGAUUAUAAUGUUGUGAGCAAUGAGUUAUUCUUUGAUAGGGACCCUAUGUUUUUCCAUUACAUAUUUCACUUCUACUGCAGCAAUGUCCUCUGGGUGAUGGACAGCCUCUGUCCUGUCAACUUUGAGGAAGAGCUGUCAUUCUGGGGGCUGAAACUGAAAGACACUCCAAGGUGCUGUCGGAUAUUGUUUGAGGAGAAGGUAGAUGACAUCAGAGACGAACUGAAGGUUAACCAGGAGCUGGUUGAUGAGAUUAAACCUCACCAGGAUGAUGAAUGCUACAAGACCAUGUUUCUGGGAGGUUUGCGAAAGAUUCUCUGGGAUUUGAUGGAGAAUCCAUACUCAUCCCUACCAGCCAAAGCCUUUGCUGUGUUUUCCAGUCUUUUUGUUCUCAUCUCCAUUGUGGCCAUGACAAUGAACACUGUACAGGAACUUAGGGAAUACAAAGUUGCAGGCAAAACCUUCAUGGAAUGGGUGGAGAUUGCUUCCAUCCUCUUCUUCACUCUAGAAUACUUUUUACGUCUAGUCACCACUUCCAACAUCAAACAUUUUUUGAGGAGUGCCCUCAAUUUUGUUGAUGUGGUCGCUGUCAUGCCCUACUUUGUCCAGAUAAUCGUUGAGACAUUUGUUAUAGAUGCAGAAGAUGCUAGUGCAAAAGAAGAUCUGAAAGCCAUGUCGCGAGUCAGUAAGAUCAGCAAGGUGCUCAAAGUGGUCAAGCUGAUGCGAAUCUUUCGUAUCCUUAAACUCGCUCGUCACUCCACUGGCAUGAGGGCCUUCGGCUUCACCAUCCGCCAGUGCUCUGAGCAGGUAUGCUGUCUGUUUCUCUUCAUCGCCAUGGGCAUCUUCACCUUCUCUGCUCUCAUGCAUUCUGUUGAGGCGGAUCAGCCUGGGACUCCAUUCAGCAGCAUACCAGAUGCCUGGUGGUGGGCCGCAGUGAGCAUCUCUACUGUUGGUUAUGGAGAUGUCGUCCCAGUCUCCUACCUUGGCCGCUGCGUGGCAUUUGCCUGCAUCUCUUUUGGCAUCAUUCUUAAUGGAAUGCCCAUUUCCAUUCUUUUCAACAAGUUCUCUGACUACUAUGCCAAACUGAAGGAGCAGGAAUAUUCAUUUUCCAACACAGAGCGCACAUUCCAGCUCCGGAGAAGGCUGCGGCGUAAAUUCGACCGCUGCUUCGAACCGCCACCUGAAGAUUCAGAUGAUGAAAUUCACUAUCGCCCCAGUGGAAGACAUACUGACUUUGACUACGACUUUGAGGAUUGAGACUUUGCCACCUAAUUGUAUCAUCUCUAACCCAAAAUGGCCUUAUCACCCAUGGGUCUGGAGAAUAUAAAGACCCCAUCUGCCUGGAUUGCUGAGCCUAUGGAGCUGAUCUGAUUAAUCUAAGGAGAGGACACGGA